AUGUCCUCUGUUCGGCACCAUAAGAAAAAGCUUGCGUCGUUGUCGGCGCUAGGAGCUUUGGGAGCGGAGAACCUCUCCCGGGGAGAUUCCCCAGAUAUUAUCGCGGCCGUAACGGAGUCGACGAUAUUAGAAAAACCAUCCAAAGAAUGUGCCGGUUACAUCGAACAUUUCCUGCGAUGGCACAUCUCCUUAUCCGGUGGCAAGGACAUGACCUGGAUCUUGCAUCUCAAUGGUACCAACGCCUGCCAGGUAUGCUACCACGACAAGGAUGGUCUCUUUGCAGAGAUGGAGGCUUGCAUGAAAUGCCACGAACCUUUCGCAGUCCACUUCAAGCACUUCCACCACUGUCGCAAAUGUCUCAGUGUGUUGAACCCAGACCCCAAGGUCUGCAAACUCUGCUUUUUGGACGCGAAGCAUAAGGUACAUACAAAGCUUUGUCAUGUGGAUAACAAAGUGAAGUCGGCGAUGGAAAGGAUGCGGCUCCAGUUUGGAUUGCAUUUCUAG
Dibothriocephalus latus is the source of this 504-nucleotide messenger RNA. Lineage: Eukaryota; Metazoa; Platyhelminthes; Cestoda; Diphyllobothriidea; Diphyllobothriidae. The record is from the annotation of a GenBank genome assembly.